This is a messenger RNA of Fonsecaea pedrosoi CBS 271.37, 222 nucleotides long. RefSeq lists its product as uncharacterized. The transcript has 2 exons. The record is from RefSeq and is a predicted model, not a curated record. The coding region runs from base 1 to 222 and encodes 73 amino acids. Lineage: Eukaryota; Fungi; Ascomycota; Eurotiomycetes; Chaetothyriales; Herpotrichiellaceae.
AUGGUAGGCUCGACUUCAAAGGAAACGCACUUCUUUCUGGACAUCACCUCUCCGUCAUUCCAAGCGAAGCCGCAACCGGCGCGGCACAGGAUGAUCUACUCACUGCUGAAAGAGGAGCUCGAUCGGCCCGGCGGAAUCCACGCUCUCCAGCUUCGGACUAAGACGCCGGAGGAGGUGGAGAGGGAGCUCGCGAGGAAAAAGGACGCACAGGGCGCCGCGUGA